Trichoderma citrinoviride is the source of this 1215-nucleotide messenger RNA. RefSeq lists its product as hypothetical. Gene Ontology annotation, cellular component: membrane; Golgi apparatus. Lineage: Eukaryota; Fungi; Ascomycota; Sordariomycetes; Hypocreales; Hypocreaceae. The transcript has 2 exons. Gene Ontology annotation, biological process: transmembrane transport; intracellular zinc ion homeostasis; zinc ion transport. The record is from RefSeq and is a predicted model, not a curated record. Bases 1 to 1215 code for a protein of 404 amino acids. Gene Ontology annotation, molecular function: zinc ion transmembrane transporter activity.
AUGGCCACAGAGGCCGAGUCCCUGCACAAUGCUGGCUCAGCAGCCGAUGCUCCGAAUCCCUUCAACUUCCAAACACAGGUGAUCUCAACCACUCCUGUCAAAUCGCAGAACGUUGGCCAGCGCCGUGGGCAUCGGUACAAGCAUAGUAGCGUGUCGGCACAGCACCAGAUCUUCCAGGAGCCGCCUCCCAGACCGCCGCCCGUCCUCCCCGCCUCGCUCCCCACGCCGACCAUCAAGGAGGCAUGGCGAAGCCUGCAGCGAGACCAGCGCAUGCGCCUCUACUGGGGCCUGUGCCACGUCGCCAUCGCCAUGUUCAUCUUCUACCGCUCCGGCGGCUCCCUCGCCGCAAUGGCCCUGUCCCACCUCGUCUUCUUCGACGCCGGGAGCGCCGCCGUGUGCGUUGUCGUCGACGUCCUCGGCAACUUCGAGGUCUGGCGCCGCAGCAGCAUCCGGCACCCGUUUGGACUUGAGCGAGCCGAGAUCCUGGCCGGCUUUGCCAUGUCCAUCUUCCUCCUCUUCGGCGGCUUCGACCUCCUCUCGCACAACCUCAAGCAUAUCCUCGAAUCCGUCGGCGACCACGAAGCCCACCAUGAGCAUGAGCAUGGCCACGGCCACGAGCGAAUCUCGCUUGACGUUGUGUCAGCUGCCGCCAUCGCGAGCACGCUCGUGUCCGCCUAUGGCCUGAAGAACCACGCGCGCAUCGCCAAGGUCAUGAGGGUCUCGUAUCUGGCCACCCUGCCGAGCAUCCUCUCCAACCCUUUCCACUUCUUCACCCUCUUCUUCUCCGCCCUGAUCUCACUGUUGCCUAUGCUGUCUAUUUCUCUGUAUGCCUGGCUUGAUCGGCUCAUCUGUGCCGUCAUCUCCCUCGCUAUGUUCAGCUUGGGCAUGCGUGUUGCUGUUGCCCAAGGACUCAUGCUCCUCAUGUCCUACGGCGGGAACAGGGGCGACGUUGGCGUCACCGCCGUCCUGCGUGAAAUCGAAUCCGAAUCGGGCAUUGCCCGUGUGGACGGCGCCCAAUUCUGGCAAGUCCACUAUGGCCUGUGCAUGGCCAACUUGAAGCUCAUCAUUACAAAUGGCUACGAUGAGCUGGCACUGGUGAAGCUGCGCAAUCGCAUCUCGGCCCUCAUCCAAAACAGAUUAGGAGAAGGCUACGGCAACGGGGGAAACGUAAGGUGGGAGGUGACUCUGGAAACGACCGUUGAUGCCGGCACUUGA